Acanthosepion pharaonis is the source of this 1890-nucleotide messenger RNA. Lineage: Eukaryota; Metazoa; Mollusca; Cephalopoda; Sepiida; Sepiidae. The record is from the annotation of a GenBank genome assembly.
AUGGGCGACGAAAAGUGGAAAGUAAGACUGCUUAGGGCAAGUGAGAUGAACCUAAACAAAAAAGAACGAACUCUUCGAAUCUAUCUAUCUAUCUAUCUAUCUAUCUAUCUAUCUAUCUAUGAAUGUUCAUUAUCUAAGUCUAUUCAUUAUCUAUCUAUCUAUCUAUCUAUCUAUCUAUCUAUGAAUGUUAAUUAUCUAAGUCUAUUCAUUAUUCAUCUAUCUAUCUAUCUAUCUAUCUAUGUUCAUUAUCUAAGUCUAUUCAUUUUCUAUCAUCUAUCUAUCUAUCUAUCUAAAUCCGCUCAUAUCUUUCUGUUUUUUUUUCUCUUUUUCUUUCUUUCCUUCUUCACUGUGUCCUCCUCUUUACUUUCUUCAUUCUUUUCGUCGUUUGAUUUGCCUUCUCUUUACUUUUUUUUUUUAUUUUUAUCUUUCCUAUCUGCUUUUCUUCAUUUUUCUUUUCAUAUUUUCUAUUUUGUUUUCCUUCUUUUCGUUUUACUUUCUCACCUAUUUUCUUCAUCUUCUUCACUUUUUUCUUUUUUUCUUUCCUAUCUUAUUUUUCUUUUUUUUUCUUUUUAUGUUGUCGCUUUUCUUUUUACUUCCAUUUCUUUUAUCUUCUUCUUUUCAUAUUUCAUUCAUUUUCUUAUUUUCUUUUUUCUUCAUUUUGUUCAUUUCACAUUUUUAUUUUUAUCUUUUCUAUCUUCUAUUUUUUCUUUUUUCUUUUUAUAUUUUCUCUUCAUUUUUUUAUUCCGUUUUUUUCUUCUUUUCAUUUUUCUUUUAUUUUCUCAUCUAUUUCCUCCAUUUUCUUCUCUUCAGGUUUUUUUUCAUUUUUUAUCUUUCUUAGAGUAUUUUUUUCUUUUCAUAUUUCCGCUUCCUUUCUUACUUUCGUUUUUUUUUUUUUUUUUUUUUUUAGGUGGGUGGAUUUUACUCCUUUUCAUUUGUUCUUUCAAUUUUUCUCCAAAUCUUCUUUUUUUUCUUCAUUCUCUUUUCUUCAUUUUACUUUUUUUCUUUUCAAAAGAUCAAUUGCUCUUCACGAAGGAUAUUUCUUUCUUUCUUUCCUUUAAUAUCCUAUCAUUAUUUGUUCCUGUCUUUCUUCCCUUAUUUACUUUCUGUUUCUUUAUAUUUCAUCAUGUUUUUUUCUUUCUUUACGUUUCUUCGUUUUGCUCUUUCCUUGUUGCUUCCUUUUUGUUUUCCUCUACUUUUAUUUUAUUUCUUCUUUUUUUGUUUAUUCUUCUUUUUCCUCUCUCUUUAUUACCUUCCUUUCCUUUUAUCUUUCUUUCGUUCUUUCUUUCUUUCGUUCUUUCGUUCUUUCUUCCUUCCUUUCAUUCUAUUUUUCUUUCGUUCGUUCUUCCUUUCAUUCUUACUUCCUUUUUCAUUUCUUUCUUUCUUUCUUUCUUUCUUUCUUUCUUUCUUUCUUUCUUUCUAUAUUCCUUCCUUUCUUCCUUUCGCUUUUUCUUUCUUCCACGUCGCCAUAUUCAUAACAUCACCAUAUUCCUGAUAUCGACAUAUUCGAGACGUCGCCAUAUUCAUAACAUCACCAUAUUCCUGAUGUCAACAUAUUCGAGACGUCGCCAUAUUCAUAACAUCACCAUAUUCCUGAUGUCAACAUAUUCGAGACGUCGCCAUAUUCAUAACAUCACCAUAUUUCUGAUGUCGACAUAUUCGAGACGUCCCCAUAUUCAUAACAUCACCAUAUUUCUGAUGUCGACAUAUUCCAGACAUCGCCAUAUUCAUAAAAUUAGUAUAUUCCUGAGGUCGGAUAUUUUUACCGCCUUCACCACAUUCAGAACAUCACCAUUCUUAUGGGGAUGUCGCCAUAUUCGGAACAUGAUGUCGACAUCGACACAUUCCAUAUUAAAAGACGUCGCCAUAUUCAUAACAUCACCAUAUUCCUGA